Messenger RNA from Penicillium pulvis, 1164 nucleotides. RefSeq names its product intradiol ring-cleavage dioxygenase. The transcript has a single exon. Lineage: Eukaryota; Fungi; Ascomycota; Eurotiomycetes; Eurotiales; Aspergillaceae. The record is from RefSeq and is a predicted model, not a curated record. Gene Ontology annotation, molecular function: ferric iron binding; oxidoreductase activity, acting on single donors with incorporation of molecular oxygen, incorporation of two atoms of oxygen. The coding region runs from base 1 to 1164 and encodes 387 amino acids.
AUGCAGUUUACUGCUUUGUGGAAAGUUUGCCUCCUGGGCUUGACUAUUCCCUCUGUCCUCGCCCACCCAGGCGAACACGAGAAACACGAUGCCCACGCCAACCUCCAAAAGCGCAUGUUCAAAGAGCACGCCCGUCGCGGCCUAGAGAAAUGCGCAAAGCGCUUCGAGUCCAGCGGUCUCAAUGCUCGAGCCGAGGCCCGCCGUCGCGCAACCUACGACCUCCACCGCCGCCACCUAGGAAUUCGAGACACGGACGACGUCCUCGCAAAAUCCCACUUGGUCAAUGACUCUAGCAUCACUGCAUAUACACCCGCAGAUAGUCUGUUCAACACCAGCUCGACCUGUGUUCUGAACCCUGAAGGCGAGACAGGUCCCUACUACGUGCUGGGCGAGCUGAUCCGCUCAGACAUCCGCGAAGGCCAGGCGGGUGUGCCGAUUAUUUUCGACGCUCAGUUUGUCGACGUGGAGACCUGUGAGCCGAUUGAGGACCUAUACUUUGAUAUCUGGAACUGCAAUGCUACGGGUGUUUACUCUGGUCUUGUGGCUACCGGCAAUGGAAACACGGCCGAUACGUCGAAUUUGAACGCGACUUUCCUGCGUGGCAUUCAACCGACUGAUAGCGAUGGUGUUGUGCAGUUUAAUACCCUCUUCCCGGGUCAUUACUCUGGUCGGACGACUCAUCACCAUGUUGUUGCGCAUUUGGAUGUGACUGUCUUGGCGAAUAACACUAUCACCGGUGGAACUGUUGCGCAUAUUGGCCAGUUCUUUUGGGAUCAGGAUCUUAUCUAUGAGGUUGAGGCUACAUAUCCGUAUAGUAGUAACAACAUUACUAUCACGACUAAUGCGGACGAUCGUGUGUUUUCUACAGAGACUGCGGACUCGACUUCGGAUCCUGUUAUUAAUUAUGUGAAGCUGGGUGAUGAUCUCAGUGAUGGUUUGUUGGGUUGGGUCACUGUUGCAGUUAACACUUCUGCUACCUAUGAUCCUAACUAUAGCUUUGUUUACACGGCUAGUGGUGGUGUUGCUGAGUCUGGGGGUGGUACUGAUGAUGUUAGUGGUGCUGGUGGAGAUUCUUCUCCCUCUUUUACUGGUUCUAGUGGUGCUCCUGGUGCUACUGGCUCUGGCCCGUCCGGUGCUGGUGGCUUCCGCCGAAGAUCUCACUAA